UCUCUUAUUGUGGAAAAUUGAUUCUCUAUACCACGGAUCAGGCCAUGAAAAUGAUGCCGGAGUUGCAUAUCAUCGACACCACGAAUCCCGACCACAUGAAAGGGUUGUCGACUGUGAUGUCCAUCAAGGAGUUGGGAAUGACUAAAGUGACGUCCAGUCUGUGGGGACCGGUCGACGAUUCGGUGAUCACUGGCCACGAAAGCGGACAUAUUGUCAAUUGGGAUAUCAAACAGAAGAAGAAAGUGAAGGAUGUAUUCGUUCAUAAGUCACAGAUCAAUGAUCUUCAGUACAGUAAAGACCAGACAUUCUUUAUAUCCGCGUCCAAAGACACGACAGCCAAGUUGUUCGAUACGCACACUCUGGAGCACCUGAAGACAUAUAAGACAGAGCGUCCGGUCAACUCAGCGGCCAUUUCCCCGAUUAGAGACCACGUGGUGUUAGGAGGAGGUCAGGAGGCCAUGGAGGUGACGACCACUGCCGCGCGCUCCGGUAAAUUCGAGGCCAGAUUUUUCCACUUGAUUUUCGAGGAGGAGUUCGGGCGAGUG
This is a messenger RNA of Oppiella nova, 545 nucleotides long. Lineage: Eukaryota; Metazoa; Arthropoda; Arachnida; Sarcoptiformes; Oppiidae. The record is from the annotation of a GenBank genome assembly.